AUGAAGCUUGAAUUAAAAUACAUAGUGAUUUGUGUGUGUUUAAUUUCCUUGUUUGGCGGCAACUAUUCCUACCCGUCAUAUCAAUCGUCCAUUCCAAACGGAGAUAAAGUCCGUCACCCCUGCCACCAAAACAAACUCUGGAAUGGUGUUGGACACGAAUUACCUGGAGGUGGAGGAACUCUGAAUCCAUUCGGAAUAGAUCUGUAUCAAAACAAAGUGAACACUGGAAAGAUCUGGACUAAAUCUAUAUGUAAAGCUGAUUCAGAUGGGGAUGGUCGCACCAAUGGACAAGAACUUGGAGAUCCCGACUGUUUAUGGACUGAGAAUACCAGUCAGCUGUUCAAUAAUUCUACAAUCACCCAUCCAGGCAUUUGUGAACCAACAGAAAGCGAACACUGUAGAAAGAAGAAUAAAUGGUUGAAAUGUGAUGACAAUAAUUUCCAUUGUCCUUCAAUCCAAGACGAUCCUGAUGUUAAAGAGUUGACAUUGAGAAUUCCAGAAAGUAAAGUGCAACACAAAGGAAGUAGAUACAUAUGUACACACCUAACUGUACCAUUUGAUGGAGAUUAUCACGUGAUUGCAGUUAAACCUUUCAUUGAUAGACGUGUUGUUCAUCAUAUUAUACUUUUUGGAUGCGAUGCUGUAGGUCUCCAUUGUGGGGCAACCGUGACAAGAAUGCAUGUAUUUCAAAAUAAUUUACCUCUACUCAAUCUUUUGUUAUAUAAUUGUUGUAUUAGUAUUUACAAACAAUUAAUUUUCCAGAUUCACUGGCAAAACUCUGAAAAUAAUGUAGCCCAGACAGACAGUUCAGGAAUGACUUUGUAUUACACUCCAGCACUGCGACCAUAUAAUGCUGCCGUCUUAACUGUCGGUCAGACUAUGUUCCAUUUGGCACCAGGACAAUCUGAGGUCAAAGUUGAAGGGACAUGUACUGGACAAUGCACGAAACGUGAAUUCAAAGGACCAAUAUACAUCCAUUCUUCAGGGAAUCACAUGCAUUCCUUAGGUCGAAAACAAAGAGUAGAACAAUAUCGGAAUGGUUCUUUAAUCAAUAUACUCUCAGAUCAAGAUAAUUAUUCAUUCGACAGACAACACAUAAAAAAACACAAUCCACCAAUAGAAGUACAACCUGGUGAUGACUUACGAGUUACCUGUACUUAUGACACGACUUCUAGGAACGAAACAACAUCGUUUGGACAAGGAACAGAGCACGAAAUGUGUUUUAUCUUUUUAACCUUUUACCCUAUUGAGAAUGUACAUUCUGAUUUCAUGUGUUUCUCAUGGCUCAAAUUUCCUCAUUGUUUAAUUCGUGAUUUAGAGAAUUUUGGGAAAAAAGUGAAGGCAAACCCACUUUUAAAAAUUGGGAUUAAGGCUGCAAUGAAUUCUUUACAGAAUCAUGGAUAAGAUACCAAUUAAUUCAGUCUUAGAUGCAUG
Molecule: messenger RNA, 1434 nt
Organism: Mytilus californianus (California mussel)
Lineage: Eukaryota; Metazoa; Mollusca; Bivalvia; Mytilida; Mytilidae
Product: putative DBH-like monooxygenase protein 2
Molecular function (GO): dopamine beta-monooxygenase activity; copper ion binding
Source: RefSeq, a predicted model, not a curated record